Molecule: messenger RNA, 2212 nt
Organism: Solenopsis invicta (red fire ant)
Lineage: Eukaryota; Metazoa; Arthropoda; Insecta; Hymenoptera; Formicidae
Gene: Brms1
Product: breast cancer metastasis-suppressor 1-like protein
Exons: 3
Coding region: 462-1154 (230 amino acids)
Biological process (GO): negative regulation of transcription by RNA polymerase II
Cellular component (GO): Sin3-type complex
Molecular function (GO): histone deacetylase binding
Source: RefSeq, a predicted model, not a curated record
CAAGAUCGUUUAUAUUUUGUAUGAAAAAUUUUGAGAUAUAAUUGACAAGAUUCUAUUCUUAUAUGAAUAAUUUAAAUGUUUUAAAAAUACAUAAUUAACAGACACAUCGGCUAAGUUAAUUCAAAUAUUGCAAAUAUUCUGCAUGUUUUUUCUUCUUUUGCUGCGCAGUUGGUAUGAACGCAUCUGCGCUUUGGCAACAGUGGUUGUUAGGCAUCGCGCGUCCGUCGAACAAACGAUCAGCAGUGUGCGGCAGCAACGGUAGUGCAUUAACAAAGUGUCAAACUGUUAUAUAGUAAGUACAUCGACGAUGCAGUGAAAAUUCCUACAGAAUCGUCCGGUUUAGAUCUUCGUGCUGCGUGCAAUAGGAAAAUCUCUGGAAACCUGAAGUUCUUUCAUUCAGCUGUGUCCAAGUAACACUUAACCUCUUGUUUAAUUGGGCGCGAAUUGGAUUCCACUGAUAAAUGCCAAGCGUCAAGGAUGAAUCGGAAGGUGAAGGGGAGGAGAUGUCUCACGACAGUAACGACAGUAACCAGAGUUCUGCGUCAUGUGACAGCAGCGCAGAACACACCGACAGUGAUGACUCGUCAGAGAUGGAUGAGGAUGAAUGCGAGAGGAGACGCAAUGAAUGUAUGGACAAUCUGCUGGAUUUGGAAAGACAGUUUACUUUACUUAAGGAACAAUUAUAUCGAGAAAGAAUCACACAAGUGGACACAAAGCUUGGGGAAGUUCGUGUUGGAAAAUCCGAAGAAUACCUAAUACCACUGGAGCGACUAAAGGAAAAUAUGAAAACGAAAACGGAAGUAGCUGGAAUAUUGAGGCAAUAUAGACUGCAAAAUAUUGAGAAUAAAUUCAAAGCGGAAGAGUUGGCCGCCUAUCAAAAUUUGGAAAGUGAGAAAGGGUUAGUCUGGGAUUGUAUUCAUAAUGAUCUACAAGAAAAGAUUAGACGUUUGGAGGAAGAUAGGAAUAACGUGGACAUACACGCGGAUUUGUGGCUUAAUUCGACCGGUAGAAGACGCAGGAAUCAUUCAGAGAGAAGACGAGCGGUUUCCGUUGCAGGUCCUUACAUCGUUUACAUGCUCAACGACGCAGACAUAUUGGAAGAUUGGGCGUUAAUAAAAAAAAGUCUAGGUAGCCGAAAAGCGGAAAUAAUGUAAAUUAUAUUUUGAGUGCAUUGAAGAACUGUCGUAAACAUUUUCUCACACGUCCAUCUUUAAUAUGAAUAAGAAAUGUUCAACCGGAAAUGGUUUAAAACUAGACAAGCAACUGGCAUCUAUUGAGCAUCUGAUAUCUGUACAGUGUGCCUUGAUAUAAAAAUAAGAGUAAUUAUUUACUAGUUUAAAUAAUUACCAAAUUAAAAUAUAUUCGCCAAGAGACGUACUUCUACGGUACACUAGUGCAGGAACAUUAUGUACAUAUGACUGUGUUGUCAAAAAAGAUAAAUUUAUAAUUUGGAAAAAGGGCAAAUAUCUAAUAUCUAUUGUCUGUACUACUUUCAUCUAAUAAGAAAGUUUAUAAUAUGAAUCAGAUUAUGUUAAUUUAUAGUGUAAAAAAUAAUUAAUUUUUAUAUUUGAUAUAUGUAAUAAUUGUCUUUGUUCCUUUACUUUUCUUUAUUUUUCUGCAGUUUUAUUAUGUCUCUUUUGUAUUAUUUUAUCUUCCUAACAUCAUGAAGAAAUGAGAAUAUAAACAUAAAUUUUCUAUCUUUUUAUACUCUUCUACAUCUAAAUGUAUAUCUAUGCCUCUUUCUUGUCAUCUUCUUAAUGAAGUACUAAAACACUUCCAACUCGCAACCAUUGGAAAAUAAUAAUUCCACAAUUUUCUCCAUGCAUCGUCAUGGUCUAGUCGACAAAAUAAACAUCUUAAUUUAAUGAUUAGUACUUGGAAUGAACAACUUGAACAUGUAGUUGUUGAAAAUUAAUUGUCAUUACCAAAAUGUUGUAUUAUAGUAAACCAUUAGAACUUUAUGUAAAGACAUUUAAGCGUACUUCCAUUUAUUCAAAAGCGAAUGUGUAAAGAAGAGUUGUAUAAAUAUAUUUUAUUAUUAUACUGUUUAAAUAUAUCUUAUAUUUCAAUUUAAUACGUGACGAAGGACCGCGUAGUCCGAAAAAUUUUUGUGUGACGUAAUCAGUAGCGUGAUACAAUGACUAGCAAUGAGAAGAAAAGCGAAAGAACUCUGUAUUAUAAAUAAAGUGCGUUUUAAUUUUUUUACAGUACA